Molecule: messenger RNA, 1239 nt
Organism: Penicillium canescens
Lineage: Eukaryota; Fungi; Ascomycota; Eurotiomycetes; Eurotiales; Aspergillaceae
Exons: 1
Coding region: 1-1239 (412 amino acids)
Source: RefSeq, a predicted model, not a curated record
AUGGAUUCAUUCGACCUGGAGCUCGUUGCUCCCUCUACGCACCAUAUCAACCGUUUACGCGGUGAAAAAGGCGAACUCGCGACACUUUCUGGUCAUGCCAUAAUAUCAGCAGAUUCAAAUUUAUCAUUCCCACCUUGCCAAUCAGUUCAUGUUCGACUUGUUCAAACUGUGAAAUCUACAUACGACAAGAGCUGCUGCACGAAGGCCACCAAUCGACGGUUCUCUUUUGAAAAAACCCGCCUCUUUUGCCCUUCGUUCUUCAGCCCGACAGCCAGCCCUUCCCAAGCUACACGUACGGAUGAACAAGCUGUCGAAAUUGCCUCGCUGCCUUGCUCCUUGGAAGGAACCCCUAAGGAACAUUCAGGGAGGAUCAUUUCGAAAUACUAUUUUUCUUUGGAAGUCCCAGCAAUUAUACCCACAACCACAGAGACGCCACUGGGGUCUGUCACAUAUAAGUUAAUUGCUUCGGCUACAGCUGCAGACCGCGAGCCUGCUAUCAAGAGUCAAUCUGUUAAACUCUGCCGUCAAGCCGACUCGCAAACCUCCCACCUGAUCCGAACUGCGUUGGAAUUUCCUCUCUCAAAGUUGAUACUGGGAAUGACCCUCACACAACAAUCCACUCCAAGAUCUGAACCAACACUUUCAUUUACGGCUACCAUCUCCCCUCGCUGGCAAACCUAUCCAGGCCAGCGAACCACAGAGAUUAAACAUCUCGUGGUACGGGAACUGAGAUGGUAUGCGGAGGAAAUAGUCAAGGUGAUGAGCCAACCUGCUGAUGGUUCAAGUAAUAAAUACUCCAUUUGCAAGAGUGAAAAGGUCAGAAAGUUGUGUAAGGGCAAUAUUAAGGGGUACUGGGGGUCUGAUCAGAACCCCUACAUCAAGCAACCUCUUACCAUCACACAAGACGAAGACAAACAUGUGCUUAUACCCAUUCAAUUCGCCAUCAGAAAUCCCAGACAUGCGGCCAUGAUUGAUGACGUCGAUUUGGAAUCUUAUGAGUUUGGUGCUGCCGACGAUGUGUGCCCUCCACCUUAUAGUCCCUCUGACCAGGGGUUUCACAUGGAAGCAAAAAGGGCAAUCAUCGUUCAGCAUCAAUUGAAGUUUGAAAUCAUUACAGGAGAAGAUACAUUUGCCAUAAAGACCGAAAAGCUGGUGGAAAGGAAGCCUCUUCAGACUACUGUUUGCCCUGCUUUCCCUUUUACUGUUUGUGGGUAUCUAGAUAGUCAGCAGACGCAAUAA